Messenger RNA from Canariomyces notabilis, 808 nucleotides. RefSeq lists its product as uncharacterized. The transcript is spliced from 3 exons. Lineage: Eukaryota; Fungi; Ascomycota; Sordariomycetes; Sordariales; Chaetomiaceae. The record is from RefSeq and is a predicted model, not a curated record. Bases 53 to 808 code for a protein of 251 amino acids.
CAAGCCUUCAAGGGGAUCGAUCAAAAGUGUUCUACUCAUUUUGGCCUCGGAAAUGGAAGCCCUGCAACCACCACAACAUGGCUCGGGAUGUGCCAUGUGGAAGUUGAAGCUCGCUCUGCGUGUGGCUUCCGCCGUCUUUUGCAUCAUCAUCGCCGGCCUCGUCGGCGGACUUUUUACCAUGGGCUUAGGGGGCAAUGACACGAUGCUUGUCAAAGUUCUCAUUAUCUUACCCACGCUCACCGCUGUCUGGAUAUGGGACCUUGCUGAAGGUAUCUGUAUUCUCGCGCGCAAUGGCAAACGAGGAAUCCACCCCGGGGCAAUUGUCGGCGUGGACCUCAUAUUCUGGGCGGCAUGGAUGUCUGCCGCCAUAUUCGACGGCAUCUCGGACGUUCCCGCAGCGAGGAGUGAGAGGGAGUUUAUUGGAGACAAUUCGAAAUCCUCUACCUACUUGGAGGUCGUACGAAAGAAAGGUUGGCCCAUCUUCGUAUUUAUCGUGGCCCAGGUAGUUGUGCACUUUGCGCUGUUUGUCAUCGGCUGCCGGGAGACACAUGUGCGCAACAACACGUUCACAGUUAUCGACCUCGUACAGGGAGCGCCAUCCUCAGGUUCUCGGAAUCCCCGCGGCACCAUGAUAUAUCAGCAAUUACCCGACGGCCAGAUAGUCCCGGCCUCCAGAAAGUCAUCUAAACUGCCAGCCGAAGUCCGGGCAUACCUGAUGCAGUCGCUGGAUGGACAUGGUCAGCCAACCACUGAAACUUUGCCAACACCGCGGCAGGCACUGGUAUACCCGUGGGCUCGACCUUCAUGA